This is a messenger RNA of Pseudocercospora fijiensis CIRAD86, 621 nucleotides long. RefSeq lists its product as uncharacterized. NCBI's taxonomy places the organism in Eukaryota, Fungi, Ascomycota, Dothideomycetes, Mycosphaerellales, Mycosphaerellaceae. Bases 1 to 621 code for a protein of 206 amino acids. The record is from RefSeq and is a predicted model, not a curated record. The transcript has 4 exons.
AUGCCCAGGGCCAGCGGCAACAGCAUCGCCGCUGCUAACAAGGAGGAGUGGUUGGGCGGUGUCCUCAAUGCCCCUCAGACGAAGGGCAUCAACACAAUCGCAAUCUAUGUGACGGACUGCAACAAGAUUAUCUGGUUCUGGAACUUCGAGGGCGUCGGCUCAGCCCAGUAUCCUGUACGCGGCUUCAACCUCUUUACGACGUCUCGCAAGAACGGGCAGAUUCAAACCGACCGCCUCGACAUCGAAUUUGACAGCAUCUCGUGGGGACUAGAUUCUGGUCUCAAGGUCUCGAACUUCAUCCCACCGACCAGCCCUCACAAGCAACAAUGGAUCUGGGUUCGCAAGCCUGGAUCAUACAUUGCGGCGGACCAGGUAUACGUUGAUCUGUGUUGUGGUGAUGACACUGCCUGCGAGGCUGGGGAGUCGGGAGAUUUCCUCUCGGCGUUCCCGGAUAGUUCUAUUCACCGCGCCAGCCACAACGCCCUCAUCAUGCCAUGCCAUGCCCUGCUGUUGUGUCUUCUGCACUCGAUCGGUGAAGUUGUCGGUGUCGAGGCCGAUUUGAGUUGGAAGUCAAAGCUGGAAGUGAGAGGAUGUAUCGUCACUGGCCAAGCUCCACCAUAG